Molecule: messenger RNA, 234 nt
Organism: Punctularia strigosozonata HHB-11173 SS5
Lineage: Eukaryota; Fungi; Basidiomycota; Agaricomycetes; Corticiales; Punctulariaceae
Exons: 2
Coding region: 1-234 (77 amino acids)
Source: RefSeq, a predicted model, not a curated record
AUGAAUACCAAAGCCAACACAUCCCUCGACGACAAGGACACGAUCCUUGCCGGCGGCUAUAAAGAUAUCGGUAACGUCUUCCCAAGGGACGUUGCUCCCCAUAUCAUAUAUGCCAUCAUGGCGGAGAAUGUCCAGCUCAGAGCGGAGAAUGCGCGACUGAAGGAGGAGAACGAAGGGAUGCAGGUUACCUUGAAGCAUUGGGAUCAUAACUUGGCGAUGUGGAUUCGCUACUAG